Messenger RNA from Dicrocoelium dendriticum, 471 nucleotides. NCBI's taxonomy places the organism in Eukaryota, Metazoa, Platyhelminthes, Trematoda, Plagiorchiida, Dicrocoeliidae. The record is from the annotation of a GenBank genome assembly.
AUGGAUGAAGCAGAGCAAUUGUUGGCUUCGGCCGAGAGCAAACAAAAGGUUGCACCCGACAUACCAGUGCGAUGUGUUGCUCCGAUGCCCCCUCUACUCGCUUUGUAUUUACGCAGCCAUGCGCGGUUCCCGAAGUCGACUGUGAACUCUGCAGCGAAAGCGAAUCCCGAAACUCUCCCACCGACUAUGCGCGAAGCUAACGGAUUUCUGCUGUUGACAAAGGUUUUUGAGGAUCCUACAACUCUUCAAGUGCCCAUUCCACCUACACCGGAGGAGCAAGCACGGAUUCAUCCACCCUAUUCCGUUGCAUCGGAAGGCGGCCUUGUUGCAAAGCGCCAAGUUGAUCGUGACUCUUACUUCAUCCGGCGCUCGGACAGUCGAGGCAUUUACUGGAAGGUGAUUACGACCAAGGAUCCUCCUCCCAUUUCCCAACAGCUCAUAUCCUCAAGUUCCGAAGUACCGAAACCAUAG